UGGAAUUCCGGAAACUCGCAAAUCUGGGUUUGAAACCAUGAGCUCCGUGGCUGUGCUGACACCGGAGAGCUUCGCCGAGCACCGCAGUGGGCUGAGGGACGAGGAGAUCGCAGGGGGCGCCCCAGAGGAUGAGGCUUAUAUCCCCACCUACCUGGAGGCCUUCCCCCCCCUGCCUGAGAAAGGGGCGCCGGGGGAGAAGUCCAACGAGCCCUCGGGGGCCUGGAGCAAGAUCCGGCCCAUCAAGUCCUCCGUCAUCACCCAGGUGUUUCACGUCCCUCUGGAGGAGCGCAGGUACAAGGACAACAGCCAGUUUGGAGAAGGCGAGGAGGCCAAGGUGUGCCUGGACAUCAUGCAGAAGACGGGGGCUCACAUCGAGCUGUCCCUGGCCAAGGACCAGGGGCUGUCCAUCAUGGUGACCGGCAAGCUGGACUCCGUCAUGAAAGCCCGCAAGGAGAUCGUCGCUCGGCUUCAGACCCAGGCUUCAGCCACCGUCACUAUCCCCAAGGAGCACCAUCGCUUCGUCAUCGGCAAGAACGGAGAGAAGCUGCAGGAGCUGGAGCUGAAGACGGCCACCAAAAUCAACAUCCCGCGGCCUGAUGACCCCAGCAACCAGAUCAAGAUCACUGGCACCAAGGAGGGCAUCGAGAAGGCCCGGCACGAGAUCCUGCUCAUCUCUGCAGAACAGGACAAGCGGGCUGUGGAGCGCCUCAGCCUGGAGAAGGCCUUCCACCCCUUCAUCGCAGGCGCCUACAACAAAACGGUGCAGGAGAUCAGCAUGGAGACGGGUGCCCGCAUCAACAUCCCCCCGCCCAGCGUCAACAAGGACGAGAUCAUCAUCACCGGGGAGAAGGAGCCCGUCGCGCAGGCUAUCGCUCGCAUUCGCGCCAUCUACGAGGACAAGAAGCGAAAGACGACGACGAUCUCGGUGGAGGUGAAGAAGUCCCAGCACAAGUACAUCAUCGGGCCGAAGGGGAACACGCUGCAGGAGAUCCUGGAGACCACGGGGGUGUCCGUGGAGAUGCCGCCGCUGGACUCCGGCUCCGAGACCAUCAUCCUGCGAGGCGAGCCCGACAAGCUGGGCCCGGCACUCACGCAGGUGUACGCCAAGGCAAAGAGUGUGAUGGUGGCUGAAGUAACUGCUCCAGCUUGGCUUCAUCGCUUCAUCAUCGGUAAGAAAGGACAGAACAUCGGACGCAUCACCCAGCAGCUGCCCAAGGUCCACAUUGAGUUCACAGACGGAGAUGAAAAAAUCACACUGGAGGGCCCUACGGAGGAGGUGGAACAAGCACAAACUCAGAUCCAGGACAUCAUUAAAGAUCUGCUGGUUAGGAUGGACUAUACAGAGGUCACCAUUGACCAGCGCUUCCACAGGCACCUUAUCGGCAAGAACGGGGCCAACAUUAACCGCAUCAAGGAGCAGUACAAGGUGUCGGUGCGGAUCCCCCAGGACAGCGAGCGCAGCGGGCUAGUGCGCAUCGAGGGCGACCCCCAGGGGGUGCAGCUGGCACGCCGCGAGCUCAUGGAGAUGGCGGCCCGGAUGGAGAACGAGCGCACCAAGGACCUGAUCAUCGAGCAGCGAUUUCACCGCACCAUCAUCGGGCAGAAGGGGGAGAAGAUAAAGGAAGUCCGGGACAAGUUCCCUGAGGUCAUCAUCAACUUCCCCGAUCCAUCGCAGAAGAGCGACAUUGUGCAGCUGCGUGGGCCCAAGAACGAGGUGGAGAAGUGCUCCAAGUACCUGCAGAAGGUCAUCAUAGAGCUGAUCGACCUGCCCACGGAGAACAGCAACUCGGAGGUCAUCGUCAUCACGGGCAGGAAGGCGAGCUGUGAGGCGGCACGCGACCGCAUCCUGGCCAUCCAGAGAGAGCUGGCAAACAUCAAGGAGGCGGAGGUGUCGAUCCCGUCCAAGUUGCACAACUCCCUGAUCGGGGCCAAGGGGCGGCUGGUGCGCUCCGUCAUGGAGGACUGCGGGGGCGUGCACAUCCACUUCCCCUCCGAGGGCUCGGGCAGCGACAAGGUCACCAUCCGCGGGCCCUCGGACGAGGUCGAGAAGGCCAAGAGGCAGCUGCUGCAGCUGGCUGAAGAGAAGCAAAUCAACAACUUCACAGUGGAACUGCAGGCCAAGCCCGAGUACCACAAGUUCCUGAUCGGCCGGGGCGGUGGGAACAUCCGAAAGGUGAGGGACCGCACCGGCGCCCGCAUCAUCUUCCCCUCCGCCGACGACCACGAGCAGGAGCUGAUCACCAUCGUGGGCCGGGAGGAGGCUGUGCGGCAGGCGCAGCGGGAGCUGGAGACGCUGAUCAAGAACCUGGACAACGUGGUCGAGGACACGAUGGUGGCCGACCCGCGUUACCACCGGCACUUCGUGGCGCGGCGCGGGCAGGUGCUGCGGGAGAUCGCGGAAGAGUACGGCGGCGUGACGGUCAGCUUCCCCCGCACCGGCGUGCAGAGCGACAAGGUCACGCUCAAGGGGGCCAAGGACUGCGUGGAGGCGGCCAAGAAGCGCAUUCAGGAGAUCAUCGAGGACCUGGAGGCUCAGGUCACUGUGGAGUGUGUGAUCCCCCAGAAGUAUCACCGUGCUGUGAUGGGGCCAAAGGGAUCCCGCGUGCAGCAGAUUACCCGUGAUCACGACGUGCAGAUCAAGUUUCCCGAGCGCGAGGAGAGCCUGGGUGUGGAGCAACACCCUCAGGAAAAUGGCGAUGUCAGUGCGGAGUUGGACCUUCUGCCGAAGAAGUCCGAUAUCAUUGUGAUCUCCGGACGCAAGGAGAAGUGUGAGGCGGCGAGCGUGGCUCUGCUGGCCCUGGUCCCGGUGACAGUGGACGUGGAGGUGCCCUACGAUCUCCACCGUUACAUCAUCGGCCAGAAGGGCAGUGGCAUCCGCAAGAUGAUGGAGGGUUACGAGGUGAACAUCUCGGUGCCCCAGCCGGAGCAGCAGUCGGACACCAUUAAGAUCACGGGCCAGGUGGCCAACGUGGAGCGCGCCAGGCUGGGCCUGUUGGAGCGGGUCAAGGAGCUGCAGGCGGAGCAGGAGGACAGGGCUCUGCGGAGCUUCAAGCUGACCAUCUCUGUGCAUCCCAAGUACCACCCCAAAAUCAUCGGGCGCAAGGGGGCGGUCAUCUCGCAGAUCCGCAAGGACCACGACGUUAAUAUCCAGUUCCCAGACAAGGGCGACGAGCAGCAGGAUCUGAUCACCAUCACGGGGUACGAACGGAACGCGGAGGCGGCAAAGCAGGCGAUCGAGCGGCUCGUGGCCAACCUGGAGGAGAUGGUGAGCGAGGACAUCAAGCUGGACCACCGCGUCCACGCCCGCAUCAUCGGGGGCCGGGGGAAGGCCAUCCGCAAGCUCAUGGAGGAGUUCAAGGUUGAUAUCCGGUUCCCCCAGCCAGGCUCCGAGGAUCCGGACCGGGUGACAGUGACGGGGCUCCCCGAAAACGUGGACAACGCCAUCGACCACCUGCUCAACCUGGAGGAGGAAUAUAUGAUGAACGUGACAGAGACGGAGACCAUGGCUGCCUAUAUGAAGCCCCCCUCCCGCAGCGAGGACGACCACAGGGGUCCAGCCAAAGGUUUUGUGGUACGGGACGCCCCCUGGAAUGUCCCAGGAAACAAGGCCCCAGACAUGAGCAGCGCAGAGGACUUCCCCACCUUCGGCACCGGAGUCGCCCCCAAACAGAUGUCCGCCUGGGGCCCCAAGAAGUUCUGAGAGCGUGGGGAGGUUGGGGGGGAGAGACAGCACCAGAACGUGGAACCCACCUGCUUGGGCCGGGGCUCUGCAGGCACAGACGGUUCCCCCUCCUCUCCCUCCAUCUCUGUCCAUCCUGAUGCCAGCACUCGGCGCCUCCAUCCCAUCAGAGCCACCAGGAAGGGAGAGGGAGUGCCCAUCUCUGCUCUGCCACCCUCCGCCUACCUGCCCACAGCCACGGAGAGUCGGGGUUCACCCCACCUCUGCAGAACAGGCCUGGGGAGCCUUCAGUUCUUUUAGUCCUUCAGCAGUGUCUCUGUCUUGCCGACGAGACGAGUUCCCCCAAACCAAGCGAGACAGCAGUCCUGAAUAGAGCUAUCCAGUGUCAUUCCUCCA
Molecule: messenger RNA, 4075 nt
Organism: Lepisosteus oculatus (spotted gar)
Lineage: Eukaryota; Metazoa; Chordata; Actinopteri; Semionotiformes; Lepisosteidae
Source: RefSeq, a predicted model, not a curated record